Molecule: messenger RNA, 1545 nt
Organism: Funneliformis caledonium
Lineage: Eukaryota; Fungi; Glomeromycota; Glomeromycetes; Glomerales; Glomeraceae
Source: the annotation of a GenBank genome assembly
AUGCCGUUGAAACGAAAGACUCGAACAACCUUAAGUCCUGACGAUUCAAUUAAAAAACAAAAACAUGAAUCAAAUCAGUCAAUCGACAUUCCCAUUGAGAAUUGCUUGAUGUGGUUUAGAACGGAUUUAAGAAUUCAAGAUAAUAUAGCACUUCAUAAAGCCUCAACCAUAAUUUUUACGAAAUCCGAAAAAAGUAAUUAUGUAUUCGCUAUAUACCUGAUUUCCCCGGAGGAAUGGAGGUCACAUGAUGUAGCUCCAACCAGAGUGGAUUUUUGGCUGCGAAACUUAAAAGAAUUAAAGAAAUCAUUAAACGAGUUAAAUAUUCCGCUGAUUAUAGAAAACGUUGAUAAUGCUAGCGAUGUUCCCAGUGUUAUGAUCGAUUGGUGUAAAAGAUUGAGAAUAAGUCAUCUAUUCGCCAAUAUAGAAUAUGAGGUGGAUGAAAUGAAGAGAGAUAAGCAAGUUUUUGAUUCUGCAACGUCUAAUUCAAUCAAAGUCGAAAUGUUGCAUUCUCAAUGUAUUGUGAAACCGGGGCUGUUAAAGACGAAGGAGGGAAAACCAUAUAGGGUGUAUACGCCUUUCAAGAAUUCUUGGUUUCGUCAUGUUGAAUCGGAUCUUUCGAUUCUUGAAUCAUCACCAAUUCCAUUUCCAAAUUCGGUAUCUAUACGUAAUUCAUAUCUGGAAACCUUUUCUUUUAAGGUUCCUUCUUCAAUUCCAGGAUUCGAAAUCUCUUCAGAAUUAGCAAAGAUUACUCGAUUCAAUUUUCCAGCAGGAGAGCAAUACUGUCAUUCUUUAUUAUCGAAAUUUCUCUUGCAAAAGGUCUCAAAAUAUUCAGAUGCAAGAGACAUUCUCUCGCAAAAUGGAACGUCAUCAUUAUCACCUUACUUGGCUUCAGGAAUUAUAUCUGCAAGGCAAUGCGUUUAUAAAGCUUUUAUAUCCAAUAAUAAUAAAUUAUCAACUGGUAAAAAUGGAAUCGUUAAAUGGAUCAAAGAAAUUAUUUGGAGAGAAUUUUACAGACAAAUUCUCGUCGCCUUCCCUCAUGUAUGCAAAAAUAUGCCAUUCAAGAAACAUAUGAAAAAUAUUGAAUGGAAUAAUGAUGAAGAAAAUUUUAGGAGAUGGUGUCAAGGUAAAACUGGUUAUCCAAUUGUUGAUGCUGGGAUGAGACAACUUAAUGGAAUGUGUUGGAUGCAUAACAGAGCUAGGAUGAUCGUUGCCAUGAAAGGAGAAAGAUAUUUUAUGAGUCAUUUGAUUGAUGGAGAUUUUGCAAACAAUAAUGGUGGAUGGCAAUGGUGUGCUUCAACUGGAUCGGAUGCGCAGCCAUAUUUUAGAAUUUUCAAUCCAACGACUCAAAGUGAGAAGUUUGAUCCAACCGGAGAAUAUAUUCGUAAGUGGGUUCCAGAAUUAAAGCAUCUUGAUUCUAAACAAAUACACAAUCCUUUUGGGGUUUUGAAUGAAUCCGAGUUCAAAAAGCUAGGAUAUCCGAAGCCAAUAGUUGAUCAUCAAAAAGCAAGGGUCGUUGCUUUAGAAAGAUUUAAAAAAGUUAAAUAA